Molecule: messenger RNA, 1008 nt
Organism: Acaulospora colombiana
Lineage: Eukaryota; Fungi; Glomeromycota; Glomeromycetes; Diversisporales; Acaulosporaceae
Source: the annotation of a GenBank genome assembly
UCGCGAUCUCUUCAUGCCUUUCGUUUGGCAUUCAACAGAGGGGAUCUUCGAAGUCGGAUUAAUUAUGCGUCUUUGGCUCUCAGUGGCUUUGGACCUUCAUCGGACGAUGAUGACAAGAAAAAUGACUCGCCUGUCGAUUCAUCGGCAGCCGCUCAAAGUAACUUGACAUUACUUCUCCGGAAAUCUAAAACUCCCUCCCCACCUGACCUUCAGAUACAACCACCGACUCCACAAGCUACAAUUAAUGCGAGUUUCCCGCAAAUAAGGACCAAUGAUGAUGAUAAUUCGAAUCGCAAACGCAAAGAAGAGUCCAGGCCAUUAUUGCCUGAGAAUCGUGUUAACAGUUAUGGAAGUAGAGAUCCUGUCGAUGAUCUCGCUCUUAUCGAAGAAAGUGAUUGGGGAUGGCUACCUUGUUUUGGUGAUCAUUCACUUAUACCACAUCACGGUAGAGAAGAAUGGUCAAGGCCAAGAAUACAAAUCACGCCCAAGAACUUUUUCCAAAUUUUUAUCUUGAAUCCAAUAUCAUACAUACCCGCUGUUAUCCUCGGAUUAUUGUUAAACUUACUAGACGCUAUAUCGUACGGUUUGAUCACAUUUCCCAUAAACAAUCCAAUAUUCGCUGAUCUGGGGCCGGAUGGAAUAUCCAUGUUUUUCGUUAGGGCAGAAAUUAUAGUAAAUGAAAUUGGCGAAGAUAAACAAGCCAUCAUCGCCACGACCAUAUUUUCGUUUGCAUUAAGUUCGGUACUCACUGGUGUUGUCUUUUUGCUGCUUGGAGCUUUCAAGCUUGGAUCUUUGAUUGAAUUCUUUCCGCGUCAUAUUCUUGUGGGAUGUAUCGGCGGAGUUGGAUGGUUUUUGGUCGCGACCGCUAUCGAGGUUUCCGCCCGUCUUGACAGCAACUUGACUUUUAGCUAUGAAAUGUUUCGUACACUUUUCCUCGACCUUCAUACCCUUAGCUUGUGGAGUUCGGCAUUGAUUUUGGCGUUGAUUUUGAGAUCAAUACAACACAAA